GUUAGACAUAAGGCUACUUGAAGCAUUCCUUCGGUUGCAUGUGAUAUUUUCUUUCCGGCGAGUGUAGGUUUUGUGACCCUGCGGGUCGUGAUACGAGCGGUGACAUGUGAUUGUGAGGUGCGGGACAGAGACCUCUCACAGAGGCUGGAACAGGAAGACCGCAGGAGUUUGGCAACGCAGUCCUUCAUGAGCAAUUUCAAAUGAAAUGCAGACUUUUCGAUCACUUGCACCACAGUGAUGACUUGCUCUGAAAUUGAUGAUUUUAAAUACUCCUAUGUUUCUCUGAUGUGACUGUUUAAGAAUUAAAGCAACGAACUGAAUUAUCUAAUAACUGGCACAAUUGACACUGUUAAGGCAAAGGGAACACUUCGAAUAUGGCAAGGAAGCUAGACUUGACAAAACUAACAGAAGACGAAGCCCAACAUGUCUUACAUGUUGUUCAACGAGAUCUGAAUCUACGCAAGACAGAAGAAGACAGACUUGGAGAAUUAAGGACGAAGGUUGAGGAAGAAACGACUAAGAGGAAGUUUCUUACAAAGCAAGCCAAGUUUAACGAAGGUCAUUGCAUUCACUGCCUGGAACCCUUUCAGUUCCUGGUGAACAGCAAGCGUCAGUGUCUGGAUUGCAGUCUGUACACCUGCAAAAGCUGUAGCAAAUUCAACAAAAAGGAGCUUGGCUGGGUGUGCGAUUCCUGCCGAAUUGCCAGGAUUGUAAAUACUGGGUCACUCGAUUGGUUUUACAACCAUGUGAGGUCUCGUUUCAAAAGUUUUGGAAGUGCAAAGGUGAUGCAGUCUUUAUGCAGAAGACUUCAGUCUGGAGAAAAGCACUCCCUACGAAACUUAGACACACGCUGUGAACGAGAUGGAUUUGACAAUGUAUUCGAUGCUUUCUUGCAUGGUGAACACAAUACUCAGAUGAUGGCGGAAGUAAUUGAAGAGGAUGAAAAUGCAAUAGAUAAUGAAGAGGCUCACCGCUAUAGUGUAUUACGCAGAAACAAACGUCUGCUUUCGGUGCAUCCUACUGACUUUGAUGUGGACUCGGAAUAUUCUGCACAGUCUCGCCGCCAGUCUCUUCAGCUUCCUUCACCACAUUAUGAUGGAAGCGGGUUACAGUCAUUUUUGGAGUGCCCUUUCACUGACAACAGUACAGCAGAAGAGGGUUCCAGGCAAGGGUCUUAUGUUGGGGAAGCUGAGCUAACCUCAGUAUUCCGGAAUAUCCUGCAGGAGAAGGGACAGAAGUUGAUGCCAGACUCUGUGCUUAGCACUGAAGUCCGAUUGGAGAUCAACAAAAGAAGGAAAAGCUUGGACAAAUCUUCCAAAUCUGAUGAGGUGGUGCAUCAUGAGUACAGACUUCCCCGCACACGCUCAGUUCCUGGGAUCUGGACCUCCCUUCGAGAAGCAGAGGCUCAGCAUUCAAUUCCUUAUCACAAGCAUGGUGCCCAGUACUACGCUGACAUGGAUAGCUCUGACAAUGACGAAGCUCCUGAACUUCCAGUGUAUCAGCGCCACUUUGUACGACGCAGGAGUAGGAGCUCGUCACAGGAACAUCAAGUCUCUGGAGGAAGUCAGAUUUCAGAUUUGUCCAGGCGCAUGUCUUCUAUUGAGCGAAUGCUAAGCAGACUGGAAGAGAAGAUGACUGCUUGUUCUGUAGAGUCAUCAGCCAACACUGGUGGGGCUCCAGCAUCAUCCCUGGUUGACUCAGAAGCAUCGGGUCUUGAUUUGACAGAUGCGGAUGUAGAAGAAGAAAAACUAAAGAAGAUAUUGGGUGAGUUAGCCAGCAAUAUCAGUGACAAAGCUCCUUCAUCUGAAGAGGAAGAGGUAAAAAGGAAAACAGAAAGACCACAAGAAUUAACUUCGCCUGGUGAAGACCCACACACUGAGGCUCUAAAGCGCUCAUCAGCAGUGGAUCUUUGUGACAUCACAACGAAAACGUUAAGGAUCAUUAACGCAGCUGAAAAAGCAUUGCAUGACUUUGCAGAAGUAGAUGGUGCAGUUAACGAACCUCACAGAAAUCUCAGUUUGUACCUAAAGGCCAGUGAAAAAGACCUAAGUGUGAGCGCAGCUGAUGAAGCAUACAGAAAACUUGAGGAAAAUGUUUCUGACAUAGAAAACUGGAUUGCGGCUCUGAGUACUACUGGAAUGAAUGUUUCAACUGAGGAUAAGCCCAAAAGGAAGCAAGAUGGACAGGCAAUGAUGAUGCAACAGCCUCCGCGUCAAAAAAGUUCAAUUCCAACUGGAAAUAAGGAAUCAAAAAGUAGCAAGAGUGAAUCUUUUGAACGAAACAUACUAAACAGAGGAUCACUCACCCAACGGAAUCCGACUAACAAAAGCAGAAGAUUGGACCGUGUUUUUGGGAAACCAGUCAUGACCAAGCAACCUUAAAGAGAAAAGCCAUCAAAAUGACCUGUGUGCUGGAGCAUCAGAAAAGCAUGAGUCCCUGAAUCAGAAUACAGAUCUACAUUUCCAAGAGCAAUCAGCUUGUUAAAUGAUACAUAAUGCAAGCAGCUUGUGUGUUAUAUGUUUAUUUUAUGCAGAGUUAUGUACAAUUGUUAUUGUGAGUAAUGGAUAUUCCUUGCAUUGAAAUGUAUGCAAGUGCAUUCUGCCAUAUUGCAUCAGCUCUAAUGCCCUUUACAAUUAUGAUGUUUUGAUACACUGAUGCUUUGCAUACUACUACAUUUUCAUGCUUAUUUUGUGACAAUUUUAUGUGGCAAGUGAAGAUCGGAUGCUAAAAUUUGAGAGGUAAAUGGUCUCAGUGGAUAUGAUGGUUGAGACAUAAUGAUAAUAUUGCAGUAGACCAGUUAGCUGAAUAUCUGUUUCAGGGAAUUACUUGAAUCGAGGAGCAAAAAUUAAUCAACGCCUAUUGUUGGGCAUGGGGCUAGACAUUUCUUUUCUCUCUGUGUCAGAUCCUGUAGGCAGCACACAAACUUUGUGCCAUCUGUUCAUUUACCAGAUUGUAGGGUUGAGCUGUGUGGUACCCACACUGCUGGCUGUCUAAAUGCUCAACAGGGCAUCAACCAGGAUAUGGGGAAAGCAUGUGCAGCGCAUAGCCUCAGCUCCUAAAGGCAGUUGUCCCUUUCUCCAACUGAAUAAAAGGCAAAUAAUGGGAGAUUUUCGCUAUGAUACCUGCUUCCUCUUGGAAUGAUUCAGUUAUAUAAGAGGUUGAAUACAGCAGUGACCUUUACAGCACUGGCAGAGCAAUUUUCUCUCUGGCCUAUGCUCGCAGAUCAGCUUCAAGGAGGUAAAGGUUCUUGACCAUCUUCUUGUUGCAUCAAAGUCACCACAAGCAUUGCUGCUUGACAGGAAAAGUGUCCUCAGAAAAUCUGUGGUGGGAAGGAGCCCCUGUAUGGACAUCUCUUCCCAAUGUUCAGAGUUUCCCCAGUCCACAGCCUUUACAUGUUGGUUAUAUUGCAGAUUGAGAUGGAACUACAGUCUCUAUACCUCAUGCAAAUGCAAGGCAGAAUUUAAUUCAGACCAUUGUUGCACAUGAUGCAGCACUAAGGCCGACUAAGCCGUUGGGAGGGAACCCUUCCAUGGUUGCGUCCAAAGUGAGAGGAGGCCAAUGUGCACCUGAUUGUGGCAGGAUGCCAGUUAGGCUCACUAAAGAGCUACUGGACACCAACAAUCACUGAGGCAACCAAAAUUCAGUGGUGGCUCAGUGAUUUAAUGGGAAUCGCAAGGAUCUACCAUGCCUCCCUAGAGCCACCCAGCCCAAACCCUGUUGCAUCUGGCAGCAGCUCCUCAUGAUAGGAUAUAUUCCCGCACCCAUUCCCCCAACCCACCAGUGACUGAUUUGCUGCAACUGCCAUUUUGCCCCUCCCUCACUUGAGAUUAGGGACCCAAUAAUGACAACCUGGUUUAGUUCUUAGAGCAUUAUUGUGUGUUCCUGACCAACCUCUCAUUUCGUGUGAGCUCUCAGGGGUGGAACUGCUGCCCCGGGAGCCCUGAAUUGCAGAGGUAGCACUUUGCUGGCUGAAUUUCAUCAGGUCUUCUCUGCAGAAUUAGUGGCAGUCUCCAAUCAGUACUUUUAAAAGGGCAAAAUACACUUCACCCACAGAAGAUCCAGUCCUCAGUUUAUAUAGGUAUGCAACUCUUCUAAUGUCCCUUAAUAGAUUCACUACCUCACCAAAAGACCUCCAGGGAAAAACCACAACACUUCCACAAUCUUUACCAGAUUGAGAUAAAUUAAAAGCAUUUAACCUGCAAGUUGGAGCACUGGCCCAUUGAAUAGCAUUUCCAGAGAAGAGUAUGACUUUUGUACAUCUGCACCCAUGUUCAUUACAGAGUGACUAACAUAUGCUUUCUCUGGACUGGCACAAUGAAAUUUUCAGAGACAGUUGAUGUCACAAUCUGAUUACAUCACACACCAUACCCAAUCCAGUGCCUAUCCAGCAUAGAAAGUGGACCAUGGACCAUGACUGAAGCACCAUGACAAAAUAGGGCCUAAUUUCAUUGCAUACAAUAAAGGAUAAAGAGACAGAAUACCUUGAAAUAGUCAGCUGAUUAGAGACAGCCAAAGCAGAUCAGUUAUUGGCAGGCUAUACCUAAUGCAAGGCGCUGUUGCUCUAGAGUAGUGAUAGUGUUACUACCUCUAAGCCAAGAGCCCUGGCUUCUUCUUCUACCUGCACCAGAAGGGUGUAGUAACAUCUCUAUACAGAUUCAUUAGAAAGUAUCGAUAGCUGAUGAAAAUAAUCCAGUAUUUUGUGUGGAGAAAUGAUUAUCUAUGGAUAUUAUGACUUCCAAAGAAAGGUAUUUCAUUAAAAACCCUCAUUAGGGGCACUUAGCUAAACUUAAACCUCAUGGAACCAAAGAGAGUUUUCUUGACUUGGAUGGGAAAUUGGUUAAGCAGAAUAAAUCAGAGUGUAUGGAUUAUGGGUAGAUAGUAUAAAUUUACAACAUUGACCAGUUUUUUUCCAGCACCAAAUCACCUGUAGUAUUUUGGCAACACCUGAUACUUGUACACCUGUGGUAUUUUUUCAUGUGGUAUUUUGUUGCCUAUUAACAAUCACCAGUAAAUCACCCAUGAUUUCCAAUUGAUUAAUUUAGGUGCUAAACCCAUUAAAGGCAAUGCAGGUCAUAAAGGUGAGGGAGGGGACUAAAUCAAAAUGGAGUCAGAAGGGGUACAAAGUAAUUACUUUUUUUUAUAUCAACCUGUUCAAGUUUGUUUUAUACACUUCUAACCCUGGGUCUCCUGGCUCGGAAGUAGGAAUGCUACCAUGAGCACUUACAAAGAGUUUUUUUUCCCUUUUUUAUCAUACCCAGAAAUGUUAUUACAUACAACUGAACAACUUUCCCAUCACCAAAAUCACUGUGUCUUUGCUUUUAUGUAAAUUACUAACCACCACCAGUAAUCACUCAUGUAGCCAAUUAAAUACUGACUAGCAAAGUUUAUUUUGUGGAUGAUGCAAACCACCCAAAAUGAGGGCAGGUAAGAGGAGAGGGAGAG
Molecule: messenger RNA, 5442 nt
Organism: Stegostoma tigrinum
Lineage: Eukaryota; Metazoa; Chordata; Chondrichthyes; Orectolobiformes; Stegostomatidae
Gene: mlphb
Product: melanophilin b
Exons: 17
Coding region: 375-2381 (668 amino acids)
Biological process (GO): intracellular protein transport
Cellular component (GO): cortical actin cytoskeleton
Molecular function (GO): myosin binding; actin binding; small GTPase binding
Source: RefSeq, a predicted model, not a curated record